AUGACUCCAAUUCCCAGAUUCCACCCAACCAAAACUUCGGGUCAAGCCCCAACCACAGCCAAACAAGAUUUAAUUCCUCCUCCCAGAGAACUAAAAACACUGACGAUAGGCUGCAAAAUCGGCUUCAUCCUUGUCUAUCCACGCUAUCACCUUGCCAAUUGGGAUAUCGAAGAGACAGCGAAGACUAUCGUUCGUAACGCCCUCGCAAGCACUUCCUUCAUAGGCGAUGUUUGUAAUAUAUGUGAAGCCGACCAUGAGUACACACUCCCCGUGUCACUCAAACAUCUAGACGAAAACCACGCGGACAGAAACAAAUACUGGAAGGUCGACAUCAACCCAGAUGCACAUCUCCACGACGAGGAAUUCAUGGCUCUCUCUGACAGAUAUUUCGUCGUUGGCAUUCAGAUCAUCAGUCGCGUCUUCAGGUUUUACAAUAAGACCUACUGUCCUGGAGACAAGUUUGCUAGCCCCAUCGACGGAGACUGGCUCUAUCACGAUCAUCACGGACGUCGUGCUCAAUGCCACUGGAAUACGGAGGUCAGAGCAGUAGACCAAGCUUUGAAGACACUGAGCGUCAAGCCAAAUUACAGAGUCUUGACUAACGAAUUUACAGACUUCAAGGUCCAUGUCGGAAACAACCAUCGAGGCGUCCAUAUGGAUAUUGCUAGAAGUUUGAUGGCCAUCUUUACCGCCUUCGAGAGACAAUUCGAUGCAAUCAACACGACACCAAGAAUUGGCGGCGGUGUCAGAGGUCAGCCGGCCCCGGUGGCUAUUAGACCCAAAUUCGGCUAUCAAUACGCCUCUGACGACUUUGAUACAAUCCAAGAAGAAGCCGGAGAAGUAUGCAAGCCCAUGUCCAGUGUCAAUAUGUCAUACCUCAAGAUCUCAGGCAUGGAUUGCGGCUACGAUAUCGUGACUUUCUUACGCAUCUUUCUCAAAGGCAAUCUCGAUAGAGUCGGGCUUCAGAAAUUCCUUGAAAACGACUUGAUCUCUCACCGUAAUACGCUUCUGGACGUCUCGCGAGUUUGGGACGACAAAUUGAUUGCAUACAAUCCCAGCUAUGUGACUGAUUACUGCAUGAAGACACCCACAGUAGCGUCUCGGUCGCAUGCCGGCACUCUCGAUUCCAACGACCAAAUAGCUUGGAUGGAUCUCUGUUGCCUUCUCGUCGAGUAUUGUUACAUGGAGGACCUUCGCGAAGUCGAGAGCUGGACAAGGACACAUUGGUCCGAUCCUCACAACAGAUACACCAUCCUCGACGUUCUCGAACAUGUCGAUGGUUACAACUGGGACACCUUUGCUCACUACGAGAAAAUCGCUGUACCUUUUGCAGAUCCUGAGUCUAGAAUCGAGCAACCGUAUAUCCCACAUAUCACCGCCGAAUCAGCAGCAGAAAAGCUUCACAGUGAUCAUCUGAAAUCGACUGGUGUACCUACAGAUAUAUUGGUCAGAAAUGCAGACUACAAAAGGGCCCAGCAUGUGAGAGAGAAGAUCAAGCAUAAGUUUGAUAUGGGAUUGUACGGUAAGUUCCCGGAGGAGACUGUACUGGCCUUCAUUAGAGAUCAUCACGACAAGAAGGCCGUGUUGAAGAAGGGUUGGCAAGAUCUUGUUCUUCGUACGGAUUGA
This is a messenger RNA of Aureobasidium namibiae CBS 147.97, 1626 nucleotides long. RefSeq lists its product as uncharacterized. The record is from RefSeq and is a predicted model, not a curated record. Bases 1 to 1626 code for a protein of 541 amino acids. Lineage: Eukaryota; Fungi; Ascomycota; Dothideomycetes; Dothideales; Saccotheciaceae. The transcript has a single exon.